CCCGCACCUCAGCCCUCAAGUGCUUCUCAAUGAAUUUUCUUUAAGCAAACGGGGAUUUUCAGUUUUCACUCCUAUAUCUUGACUGGGCGUUGUGAAAUAAAAAAAAUAAGAAUGUGUUUUUAUUUUUACAUAUCAUAAGUCAUAUAUAAUUUAUAUUAUUUAAUUGAGUUCAAUGAAGAAUUGAAUAAAUAAGAUGCAGUAAUAAUUUUAAAGCUCCGUAAAAAUUCUUGUGAUUGAUUUUCAAAGGAGGUUGAGGCUCUGAAAAUCAGUAAUGCCGGAGCAAAGUAACGAUUACCGUGUCGUUGUUUUUGGAGCAGGUGGAGUGGGAAAAAGUUCACUCGUUUUACGUUUUGUUAAAGGUACCUUCCGUGAAUCUUACAUACCUACAAUCGAAGACACAUACAGACAGGUCAUAAGCAGCAACAAAACAAUAUGUACUUUACAAAUUACGGACACAACAGGCUCACACCAAUUCCCAGCUAUGCAGAGGUUGUCUAUAAGCAAGGGACACGCCUUCAUACUUGUAUACUCAGUAAGCAGUAGGCAGUCAUUAGAAGAAUUAAAACCUAUAUGGCAAACAAUAAGAGAGAUAAAAGGUACCGAUCUACCAAAUAUACCAGUGAUGCUGGCAGGUAAUAAGUGUGAUGAGAGUCCCGAAAUAAGAGAAGUGUCAGCAGCUGAGGGGCAAGGACAAGCACAAGCAUGGGGUGUUUCAUUUAUGGAGACCUCGGCGAAAACCAACCAUAAUGUUACACAGCUGUUUCAGGAGUUGCUUAAUAUGGAGAAGAAUAGAAACGUAUCGCUACAAGUGGACGGCAAGGGGAAGAAGAAAAAAGAGAAAACUGUUAAAGAUGGCGGCGAAGGUUCAGCAAGUGGUAGAGAAAAAUGCCUACUGAUGUAGUUAUAUCACUUUCUUUAAUAGCAGCAUAGUGUGAUACAAAGUUAA
Messenger RNA from Pieris rapae (cabbage white), 946 nucleotides. Its product is annotated as GTP-binding protein Di-Ras2. The record is from RefSeq and is a predicted model, not a curated record. Gene Ontology annotation, molecular function: GDP binding; GTP binding; GTPase activity. Bases 272 to 901 code for a protein of 209 amino acids. Gene Ontology annotation, biological process: signal transduction. The transcript is spliced from 4 exons. NCBI's taxonomy places the organism in Eukaryota, Metazoa, Arthropoda, Insecta, Lepidoptera, Pieridae. Gene Ontology annotation, cellular component: plasma membrane.